Pseudophryne corroboree (corroboree frog) is the source of this 4549-nucleotide messenger RNA. RefSeq names its product family with sequence similarity 107 member B (gene FAM107B). Bases 27 to 899 code for a protein of 290 amino acids. The transcript is spliced from 6 exons. The record is from RefSeq and is a predicted model, not a curated record. Lineage: Eukaryota; Metazoa; Chordata; Amphibia; Anura; Myobatrachidae.
UGUGAGAGCGAACACAGCGCACAUCUAUGGCGAGAGGGGCGCUGCAGGAUCUGACGUCAUGCUCGGAAAGCAGUCCUGCAACGGCGGGUGGUGUGAGACAUAUUACGCCCCCGGCAGGCAUCUCGCGUGUGCUACUGGUGAUGAUGAAUAGCAGCGGCAGUGGGUUGGGGAGAAUGCGGGACGUGGUACGCUGGCUGGUUUUGGCCCUGAUUUGGGGGCUCCCAGGGACAGCAGCCCAGGCUGAGUGUGAAGUCUGUAAGGAAUAUCUGCACAGACUUUAUCAGUCUUUAGUAGAAAGAAAUAUUGACUUUACUCCAGCUGCCAUAGAGAGAGAAUUAAUCAACACAUGCAGAGAUGCUACGGGAAAGGAAAACCGCCUGAAUGGGCAAGGGGAUGAGUCACUCGCAAAAGCGGAUGGAAAAGUUUGGAACAGAUGCGCCUUAUCAGGAAAUUCUCCAAUUGAUUCAGAGUUUGGGGACACCUAUCUGAUUGUGAAGAGCAUCAUGGCUGAGCCAGACUACAUUGAAUCUGAUAAUCCAGAUCUUAUAAAGCCCAACAAAUUAGUAAAUCCAGUGAAAACAUCCAGAAACCAUCAGGAUCUACACAGAGAAUUGUUAAUGAACCAGAAAAGAGGCCUCUCACCCCAAAAUAAGCCUGAGUUGCAGAAAGUUAUGGAAAAGAGAAAAAGAGACCAAGUUAUCAAACUACAAAAAGAAGAAGCUGAGCAGAAAAUGACAGACUUGGAGAUAGAACUACAAAAGCGGCAUCAGAAGCUAGAAGAGAUGGAAAUGGAAAAACAUAAGACUGAGGAGGAACAGGAAAACAAGCCAGAGUUUCUCAAAGUCAAAGGCAACCUCAGGAGAAUGAAUCAUGAAAUAACCAAUGGCAAUGAUUCUUAGAGGGACAUAAAGGACAUUCCUGAUAUGCUGUGGAAAUUUUACUGGACUAGAGAUGGACAUUUAGUUGAAGGCUUGCCUUAAUGGAUAAUUCCAAAUUAAUCCUUCAUCCUUGAAGAUUUUAAAGAUCCUAUCACAACAGAAACAUCUUGCAAGAAUCUGGAGCAGACUGUUCAUUGCGUGAUCUGGGUACAGCAACGUCUGCUUGGUUUUUUUUGUUUUUGGAAAAAAGCUGUUGAAGCAAUGGAUUGCUUGGAAAAACUGGGUGCUGCAUUGCCUCCAUCCAGGCUCUUUUUUUUUUUUUUUUUUUAACUAUUUUUGCAGGGUUAUAUAAAAUGUGCUGAAAUUUUUUUUUUUUUUUUUAACUAUUUUUGCAGGGUUAUAUAAAAUGUGCUGAAAUAAAAGUCAUGUCUUUUUGUUAUGCGGGGUAAGACAUUAGAAUGUUUUUUGGUUUCAAGGUUAAACCACCCAAUAACCUCCCCCCAAACCCCUGAAGUGUUAGAAUGUAGAAGUAAUUUUUAGGUAGAUCUGCUACACUGGUUUCAUAUAGGUGUUGUUGGAGUUGUCACAUUUGACUUCUGCUACAACACGCCUGAUUUACAAAUGUAGCUGCUUGUUACAGUAAUCUAUAAAUCAAAUGCUGGUCUAUUAUCACCACCUGCAUAUUACUUUGAGCAAGUGAAGAUUAUAUAGAUGCAUUAUUUUUAAUAAACGUAUGUUCGUAUAUAGAUCUUUUCCUGGUUUCCAGCUUUUGUUUAUGGGUGGCUAAAUUUUGGUGACCUAGAACUAGUAAUGGUCACACAACAGGGAACUUAGUUCAGCAGCGGUGUUAAACAUUUAGCUGUUGCUGUCUUAUACAGCACUUAUCCUGCAGGGAAACAAUAAAAUCACAUUCAUUUAUCUGUAGUCUAAAAUGAUAAGAGGCAGCAAUACUUUGCAUUAAGUCAGACUUCCCUAGUUUGAUUUAAUCCAAUAUGGAGAUUGGAGGGGGAGGGGUGAGGUGGGGGGCUGUAAAGUUACAGAUGUGUCCUGCUACAGCUAUGUCAUGGGAGCCUGAGAUCUGUUCACAGCCGCGGCUUUCCCAUAGAGGCGAAUGUAUCGUGGGUGCAUGCGUACACCACGUAGCAAGGCUGUAGCAUGACACAUCUGUAUGUGGUUAUCAUGAUGGCUAUGCUAGUAUUUCCUGAACAGGUAUUUACAGAUAUUUCUACUUGAUAUGUUUGGCUUCCACAACUUCAGCAAACUCUUAACUGGACACGAUGUGUUUAUUAUGUGAUUCGUAGUUUUACUGCUGCUAUAAUGUGUUGCAUGGGGACCAAAUAUCAAAGUAGGCUUUUUGACAAGGUAGGCUUUUUCUCUAGUGACUGUAAGCUACAUGGAUGCAAUGAUCAAGUUGUUGGGCAUGAUUACCAAGCAUAGUGGGGGAGAUAUAUAUAUAUAUAUAUACAUACUGGGUUAUACGGGAUGGAAACCUUUCACAUUUUUGCUUGCACCACAUGGAGGUGCAUGCAAUAACAAGCUACAUUUUCAUUCCCAUAAUUCCCUGCAGUGUGCACAGCCGCACAUGGUGUGAGGUUUUGAUGGAAUCUGGAGCUUCACUGAAUUCUCUCCAGAAUAAAUCUUUUUGUUCACAAUGACCAUAUCAUAAGUGGCUCUAUGCAUUCCUGUAAGUGAAUGGCACAUGAAUUGACUUGAUCAAGAAAUCCAUUUUGCCACAUUCAGAUUUUAAUUGGACAGAAGAAUCUGUUGGGCCCCACCACCAAAUGACGUGUGGCCAGUCUGCAUCUUAUUGCAUCAUGUCAGCUUUUAUAAAACAUCAUAACCACGAGGACUGAUUUACGGCAUUCAUUACAUUUACACAUCUUUGCCUCCCAUUAUGUAAUUCUAUAGAUGAUUCAUUCUUGUAAUUUCACCUUCUUAGUAAAGUAUACUAGAAACAUUCAUAUGCUUUAAAUAUAUUUAGGCAUUUGAAUACGUGCUUUAGUGGUGAAUGUUAGCAUAAUGACUGAAAAAGCCUUACUUUAUUUUGCAUCUGUUUACUUAUCCUUGCAAACUUGAACAUUCUGAGUUCAGCUGCUGGUAACCUGUGAGAAAAAUAGUUUCUAUGCUUACAUAGAAAAUACACUUUGUCUACUUUGUAAGUAGGCACCCGCUUCCACAUUGUCUUUUCACCACGUGCCAUACAUAUUAUUAAUUGACUUCAUAUUUCAUUACAAGGGGCCGGCUAUUUUUCACCUUUCUUAGAACUAUCUGUGCCAUCUGUAGAAGAGUUGGAGAAAGCAGUUUUGGGUACAACAUAAAAUCUAAUUCUCUGACAGGCUAGUUUCCUCGAUGAUGGGUUACACCGCACAUAUUAUAACUAGGGAGUCUCACUAGACGGGACCUGAUUAGCUGGCUUCCCACAAUUUUUUUGUUUGUUGUGAAACAAAUUCAAAAAGUCACUUCUAAUAUAAAUGAAUCUGUGAUCUGUGUAACAUGCUCACUAGAAACUGAACAACUCUUAUGAUUGUUAUAAUCCCUUUCUAAAGUUUUGGUAUCGAGCCUUCGCUUUAAUUAUUAUCCUAACCUUUUUAAUUUUUGCUUUGUCAAAUUAUGGAGGACUUAUACAUGUCCGUUGUUUAGCUAAAGGACACAGAUUCUAAGGAACGGCACCGGAUUAACAUUUAAAGAGAAUCUAUCUGGAAGUCUGUUAUGUUUUAACUUGCAUUUAAAAGCUCCCUUUUUUUUUAUUUUUAUUUUAAAUAAAGUACUUAUAAACCCCUGUGACAUGAAACUUGCUUUGGACAUAAAAUCCACUCGUACUUUGUGUUGUAAUAAAGUAAAACAUUUAUCGAUAUGUAACCCCCUCUUAGCCUUGGGUGCAUUGGAAGUGUUUAUUAUAGGAAGAUAUUAAUUUAAACUUCUUGAGGAGGGGAAAAGUUAUGUCUUUGGAAACCUGGGACACCUAGAAGUACAAUCCUGUGGAUAUUGUAUGAUGAUAAAAACAUUUAUUUACAUUUCUGAGUAACCAGUCGAAUAGUCUGAUACACCAACAAUGGUUUAUUCUAUACACAACAGGUAACAGAACAGUGCCACCUUUCAAUGACCAUGAAACACACUGCACACAUCCUGUGUCAAUAUUAAACAUUGCAUAGUUUUAAUAACUGUCAUUGUGUUUUUAAAAGUGAGGGUUAUUUUUUUGUUUCUGUUAGUUACAUUUAAAAAAAUUAAAUCUUGCUCAGGGGUACUAAAUUAGUCCCAUGGUUCCUGGUUUCUAAAGUCCAGCAAUUCCAAAUACAGGAAAUGUGUAGUAAUAGCUGAUGAUUUUUAUGUUACCUUCCUGUUUGGAAUAUAUAUAUGUAUCUAUAUUAUUUGUGGGACACUCACAGCUCUAGGUGAAAUAUUUUUUUACUCAUAGACAUGAGGCAAAUGUAUAGUCCUUUUAGUUUGUUUCAAAAUUUGUAAGCCUCUAACUUUGAUAACGAUCUAUUAUUAUUUUUAAUUGCAUUUUAUGAAGUUUGUCCUCUGUUAGUUUAUAUAAAGGGAACCUUUUAUUUUCCAUGACUCUUAAUUUGUAUUUGCUCUUGUAUGUUUGAUUUACUGUUAUGAAAUAAGGGUCAGAGUUCUCAGAACCAAAUCUAUGCUUAAUAAAGCUACAUGCUGAGCUAUGCAUA